Rhincodon typus (whale shark) is the source of this 1788-nucleotide messenger RNA. RefSeq names its product hydroxylysine kinase-like. The transcript is spliced from 7 exons. Gene Ontology annotation, molecular function: amino acid kinase activity. The record is from RefSeq and is a predicted model, not a curated record. The coding region runs from base 442 to 1587 and encodes 381 amino acids. NCBI's taxonomy places the organism in Eukaryota, Metazoa, Chordata, Chondrichthyes, Orectolobiformes, Rhincodontidae.
GACUCUUUCCUCCACGCGCUCCAAGCUGGUUGUUGGAGCUUGUUUCAUGUUUCGAGUCCGACACAAUUUCGGAAAAGUGGAGUCGCAGUGGAUUGGAACAGAAACAGCUGUUGAUGAAGGUCCAUUUGUACCUUCCAAAGUUUGCCCAUUGUUUUACAAAGCUGAAUGCUCCACAGACAACCUUUCAUCUCAAUGUGUAACUUCCAGAAAGACAGCUGAUAAGCGGUAACACCAACUACGCAGAGUACACAAUAACCAUCAGUUCCAGAGGUCCAUCAUUCCCCAACAAUGAAAAGGGAUCAAUAGCACUCACCACAGGAAUGACAUUUGUCUAUGAAGGAAGUUCAGGCAGAAAUACAUUGAUGCUGGCUGAACAACCAACAACAUGAGAAAUCCUGCAUGAUUUAAAACACAGUGUGCAAUGUGCAUCUGCAGAGACAGAUGAAAGCAGCAAAGAUGUCCUCCUCAGAGAAAGCUGUUCUCAUCAAACCUGCGCUGACUGAGGCCCAGGUUGUUGAGUUGGCCGAGCGGUUGUAUGGUCUGAAGGCCUCCAAUGUCCAACCAAUGCCCAGUUACGAUGACCAGAACUUCCACAUUCUGGUGUCUGAGACCCAGGCAACUAGAGAUCACAGUCAGAGCUACGUCGUCAAAGUGAUGAACACUGUCGACAGUGAAGAUGCUGAUUUGAUUGAAGCACAAACACGAGCCAUGAUGUUUUUGAGUGAAAAAGGAUUUCCUUCACCCACACCUAUCCCAACCAUUGAUGGCAAGAUUAUGUCUUUGGAGACUAUUGACUGUGGAGAACAAUCCAAGACCCACAUGGUCCGGUUACUGACCUACCUUCCUGGAAUUCCAUUGUCUGAAACGCCUAUAGGUCCUCAGAUCUUGUACAAAACUGGUCAAACCCUCGCUCGAAUGAACCAGGUGCUUGCAGAAUUCCAACAUCCUAUCCUGAAGAGUCUGCAACGGCCGGAUUUCCUCUGGAAGCUCUCAAACAUUCACUUGCUGAACAAGUAUCUUUACACACUGGAAGAGGGAAGCGAUCGCCAAAUUGUGGAGCAAAUUAUUCAGCAAUUCCAGGAAGUGAUACUUCCAAACCUCUGCAGGUUUCGUCAAAGCCUGAAUCAUGGGGACUUCAGUCACACCAACAUUCUAGUCCAGCCUGUUCACACACCAGCUGACCACUCCGACCCGACUGAGCUACAGCAGCAGCUGGAUAUCUCUGGCUUACUGGACUUCAGUGAUAUGAAUUAUGGGUAUUAUGUCUUUGAUGUGGCCAUAUCCAUAAUGUAUUUGAUGCUGGGGAGUAACGAUCCCGUCGGCGCUGGGGGCCAUGUCCUCUCAGGCUUUGAGAGUGUAAUCCCUUUACUCCCUGAGGAGCGCAACGCCAUGUUUCUGUUGGUUCUUUGCAGGUUUUCUCAGUCGCUGGUUAUGGGGAGAUACAAUGCUCUGCUUUACCCUGAAAAUGCAGAGUAUCUUCUGAGCACUGGGAGAGCUGGCUGGAAGUGUCUCCGCCAAUUGUGGUCGCUGGGGAAAGAGGCAGUGGGAAAGAUUUGGUUUGAGACAGGCAAGUCCCACUGCAUUUGAUGCAGACCCUGUUUCAGUGUAGUCCCAGGCACGUUGGCUUCCAGGAGAAAAAGAACCCCUCUACAGGGAAAAUUAUUAAAAUAAGUUCAACCAAUACAUUCCAGAACCUGGAAUUGUAUUAAUAUUUUGAGUUCCUAAUUAUUAACGAAUGGCAAACUUUGUUUUAAUCGAUGCCUUAUUUUUAAUUUUUGUUUUACUCAU